This is a messenger RNA of Zasmidium cellare ATCC 36951, 1263 nucleotides long. RefSeq lists its product as uncharacterized. Bases 1 to 1263 code for a protein of 420 amino acids. Gene Ontology annotation, molecular function: heme binding; indoleamine 2,3-dioxygenase activity; metal ion binding. The transcript is spliced from 2 exons. Gene Ontology annotation, cellular component: cytoplasm. Gene Ontology annotation, biological process: 'de novo' NAD+ biosynthetic process from L-tryptophan. The record is from RefSeq and is a predicted model, not a curated record. NCBI's taxonomy places the organism in Eukaryota, Fungi, Ascomycota, Dothideomycetes, Mycosphaerellales, Mycosphaerellaceae.
AUGAGCCCUCUCAAAAUCAACUUGCUCCCUUCUCCUGCAGCGCUCCCCUCGUAUGGAAUCUCAGAAAAUGGCUUCUUGCCAGCAGAGCAGCCGUUGACCAAAUUACCGCACGCGUACUACCAGUCAUGGGAGGAGCUGAUAGAAGAGCUACCACAACUUCUCAAAGCCGGCCAAUGGCGACAACGAGUGGACGAGCUGCCCGUCCUCGAUACUUCGCAUCUAGAGAGCGAACGAGAAUGGCAAAGAGCGUAUUCCAUGCUUGCGGUCACGGCACAAGCAUAUAUCUGGCAAGGUCCAGAGCCAUCAGAGCGAUUGCCCCCCUCAAUCUCUGUAUCGUUUCUCGCGACCGCAGACCAUCUCGAAGUCCAUCCCGUAGCGACAUACGCAGCAUUGAACCUUUGGAAUUACCGGGCACUCCACGACCAGGCUGCCAUCUGCCAACCGGACGAUCUCGUGGCCCUGCACACACAGACCGGCACCGAGGACGAGUCCUGGUUCUUCAUAAUAUCAAACGCCAUGGAGGCAAGGGCCGGUCCCAUAAUCAAGCGGAUGUUGCUUGCCAUGGAGGCAGUGGAGCACGAUGAUGUCCCGACAAUCAUCGAUGCCCUCGAGUACUUCACAGAGAGCAUCGUCGACAUCGGAAAGCUCCUCGAAAGAAUGGACGAGCGGUGCCGGCCUCAAUUUUUCUACCAUCACAUUCGACCAAAUCUCGCUGGUAGUAUGAACAUGGAAGCUGCCGGUCUGCCAAACGGAGUGUUUUACGACGAAGGCAAUGGAAAGGGAUCCUGGCGUAAAUACCGUGGAGGCAGCAAUGGUCAGAGCUCAUUACUUCAAUGCUUCGACGCAGUUCUUGGUGUCAAGCACGAGCGAUGCAAUGGCUUCCACGCAGAGAUGCGAAGGUAUAUGCCAGGCCCACAUGCAAGAUUCUUGGACGAUAUCGAGGCGAUUGCGAACAUCCGCAGCUACGUCGACAGCCACCAAGACAACGCUCCACUCUUAAAAGCGUACAACGACGCGGUCGCCAGCCUGAGCGGGUUCCGAGACAAGCACAUCCAGCUUGUGACGAGGUAUAUCAUCUUGCCCAGCCGGAUGGGAAAGCGAGAGGAGGAUUCCGGCCGCAAAAACCUGGCUACUUCCUCAACCCAGAAGGCUUCCGAUGCACCCCAAGAGCUUGUUGGCACUGGCGGCACAACGUUGAUACCAUUUCUCAGAACUUCGAGAGACGAGACCAGCGAAGCAGCUGUUGCGAGGGGAACAGCGUGA